This is a messenger RNA of Argentina anserina (silverweed cinquefoil), 1629 nucleotides long. RefSeq lists its product as uncharacterized. NCBI's taxonomy places the organism in Eukaryota, Viridiplantae, Streptophyta, Magnoliopsida, Rosales, Rosaceae. The transcript is spliced from 2 exons. The record is from RefSeq and is a predicted model, not a curated record. Bases 1 to 1629 code for a protein of 542 amino acids.
AUGAGGGAUGAUAUUCGAAAACCCUAUAGUUUGUUAGGUCCAUUUCAACCCGAAUUAUCAUUUCUAUAUAGUGAACAAGGAGGUCAACAACUUAAUUUUUCACAUAAUGCUGCAAUACAAAAAUGGGACUCGUUAAGAAACCCCGCUAAGGGGAUUGAAGCAGUUUUGCAUUCAAGGUCAUUGAAGGAUGUGGAAGACAACCGAUUGAGGCUUAAGGCUGCAAUAGAGGGUGUUAGAUUGCUAGCCAAUCAAGGAGCUCAUUUUAGAGGUCAUGAUGAAUUUGAAAGUUCCUUGAACCAAGGAUAUUUUAAGGAAGUUCAAAAAGCCUUUAGAAGAAUGAGUCUUGAGCUUGAUAGAGUUGUGUUAAAUGCUCCAGCAAAUGCUAAGUACACAAGUCCAAAAAUUCAAAAGCAACUCCUAAAUAUUCUUGGUAAUAAAGUGAGGACCAAGAUACGAGUGGAGAUUGGGCAUUCACCAUAUUGUAUUCUUGUUGAUGAAGCAUUAGACAAUUCUGGUAAGGAGCAGAUAUCAAUUAUUCUUAGAUUUGUUAAUUUUCAAGGCUUGAUUCGAGAACGAUUUUUUAAGAUUCUAAGUGUUUCUAACACUACCUCACAGACUCUUAAAAAUGAGAUCUCGAAAGUUCUCACUAUGUACAAUCUUCAAGUGAGAAACAUGAGAGGCCAAUGGUAUGAUGAAGCUAGUAAUAUAAGAGGCAUUUAUAAUGGGUUGCAUGCAUUAUUUCUUGAAGAGUGUCCUUAUGCAUACUUUGUGCAUUAUUAUGCUCACCGUUUGCAAUUGACAUUGAAUGCUACAGCUCAAGGAGUUCAUGAGAUCUGGCAAUUCUUUCAAACCUUGAGUCUUAUUGUGAAUUUUGUUGAUUCUUCUGCUGAGCGGCAUUCUGCACUGAGAAAAGUGAGAAAAGAAGAAAUUACAAAUCUUGUAGCUUGUGGGGAACUUCAGACAAGCAGUGGUCUAAACCAAAUUUGUACUUUGCAGCGAGCUUGUGCUACACGGUGGAGCUCACAUUUCCGUUCUAUUAAGAGUUUGGUUGAAUUGUUUAGUUCAACAAAGAAAACUCUUAAUGAUAUGAUUGAUCAAAGGGUGGAAGGACAAGCUGAAGCUAUUCUUAAAACUUUGAGAUCUUUUGAGUUUGUGUUCUGCUUGCUUCUAAUGAACAAAGUUAUGAAAGUUACUAAUUUUCUUUUUCAAACGUUGCAGCGGAAAGCUCUUGACUUUGUGCAAGCAAUAAACUUUGUUAGACUUACAAAGACACUUCUUCAGGAGAUGAGAGAAGAAGGUUUGGAUGAUUUGGUAAAGGAUGUUGAAUCUUUUUGUGAAAAAUAUGACCUUGAUAUGCCAGAUAUGAGUGCACGUUACAAAUCUGGAACAGGUCGUGAUUGCCAACAACAGAAUUUCAUAUCAAUUGAGCAUUACUACCAUAUAGAUUUGUUCAAUGUUUUGAUUAAUUAUCAGUUGAGUGAGUUGAACAAAAGAUACUCGGAACAAGCAUCAGAACUCCUUAUACUUGGUUCAACCUUGGAUCCUCGUGAUGAUUUCAAAAGCUUCAAAACUAAAGAUGUUGGCAAUCUUGCAAAGAAGUUUUAUCCUGCUGAUUUUGAUGAUGGUUAA